GUCGAAUUAAAACCCACCCUGUUGACGUCUCUCAGAUUUUUAGGGGCACUAUCUCAACAGCGGAGACGCAGCUAAGACGGUCGCGGAGCUUCGGGUGAGUCAACCAGCAGCCAGAAUCCGGCCAUCACUCCGUCCGGCAUUGAAAAUGCAUCAUGUUCAGGCAUCGAUUUUAAAGUAUGUGAGGCUUAGGAAUUGGUCUCAUGCUCAGUGUCUUAUCAAGAACAGCGGGCCAUUGAUUACAUCAGUGAGACAUAUGUGUGGGCCAACAAUCCCACUGUCAGACAAUCUCAUGUCUCGUGUACUUGGUCUGGUCAAGAAGUUCGACAAGAUUGAUGCAGCGAAGGUGACAGAGACUGCUGAUUUUCAGAAGGAUCUGUGCCUGGAUAGUCUGGAUAGAGUGGAUCUGGUCAUGGCAUUUGAAGCUGAGUUCAACAUCGAAAUACCAGAUGAGAAAGCAGACAAGCUCACCUGCUGUGCAGAUGUUGCCAAAUAUAUACUUAGUGAGAGUAACUAUAAGAUCCCAGAAGAAUCGUGACUGGCAUUUGUGAGUUCCCUUGUUUGAUAAACUCUAUGAAUCUGUAUUACAGUCUCACACAAAACACACACCAAAACAACAUUUGUUUAGAGUCAACACCAAUCUCGGGUUGUUGAACUUGAAGCCAUGGAAGGCCUGGAAGAGGAAAGGGUGGUUAGACAUGUUUGUAAGGAGGGUGUUCAUCAAAAUGUGCAAUUUUCAUUUGUUGAUU
Messenger RNA from Nymphaea colorata (pocket water lily), 746 nucleotides. Its product is annotated as acyl carrier protein 3, mitochondrial. The record is from RefSeq and is a predicted model, not a curated record. The coding region runs from base 146 to 535 and encodes 129 amino acids. The transcript is spliced from 3 exons. Gene Ontology annotation, biological process: fatty acid biosynthetic process. Gene Ontology annotation, cellular component: mitochondrion. Gene Ontology annotation, molecular function: acyl carrier activity; acyl binding. NCBI's taxonomy places the organism in Eukaryota, Viridiplantae, Streptophyta, Magnoliopsida, Nymphaeales, Nymphaeaceae.